UUCCGGUUCCCGACUGUCACUACAUAACCUGAUUGAGUUGGACUUUACGAAACGUAAACAUUUGAUGUUGUGGUAAUUCCUACGAGUGUUAGAGGUUGUCACUUUUGGGGAUAAACAUGUCAAUGUACAGGAACGCAGUGUGGUUUAUGAAAGGACUACAAGAAUAUACCAAGAGCGGCUACGAAGCGGCCGCCAAGAGUUUUGUAGCGUCUGAUCUGGAUGUGAACGUAAGUGGCCGCUCUUUCUUGAUCACGGGCGCCAACAGCGGCCUGGGCAAAGCCACCGCGCAGGAAAUCGCUAACAGGGGGGGAGUUGUGCACAUGGUGUGUCGUAACAAGGGCAGAGCAGAAGCUGCCAAGGAGGAAAUUGUGGAGCUCAGUAAGAACCAGAAUGUUCACGUCCACAUCGUCGACAUGUCCAGCGCAAAACAAGUGUGGGAGUUUGCGCAAAGUUUCUCCCAGAGUAAUGACCUUCAUGUGCUGAUCAACAAUGCAGGCUGUAUGGUCAAUCAGCGCGAACUGACAGAAGAAGGUUUAGAGAAGAACUUUGCUACCAAUACCCUCGGCACGUACAUCCUCACCACUGCACUUAUACCAGCUUUGAAGAAGGCAAAGGAUCCCCGAGUGGUGACGGUGUCGUCGGGUGGCAUGUUAACGCAGAAACUCAACGUGGACGACCUGCAGUUUGAGAAGGGAGCCUUUGACGGCACCAUGGCCUACGCUCAGAACAAAAGGCAGCAGGUCAUACUGACCGAGAGAUGGGCCACACAGAACAAAGAUAUCCACUUUUCCUCCAUGCAUCCGGGAUGGGCCGACACACCGGCUGUGCAGUCGUCCAUGCCAUCUUUCCACGCCAAGAUGCAGAACAAACUCCGCACGGAGGCCAUGGGUGCAGACACGGUUGUGUGGCUGGCUGUAUCCGAGGCCGCUGCCAAGCAGCCCAGCGGUCUGUUCUUUCAAGAUCGGCACGCUGUGGCCACGCACCUCCCACUUGCCUGGUCCAAGUCCACCACACAGGACCAAGACAAGCUCCUUGCGACACUCCACGAAUUGGCGCUAAAGUUCAAACCUUGAGGGUUUUUAAAAAAAUAUUUUUUGAACACUCCUCAAUCAAUGUUUACAAUAUAUAUUGUGCUAAUUAUAAUGAACAAAUGGGAGAUGGUAUUAUUAAAUAAUCUAUUUGCAAACUGCAGCACUCUUAUGAUAUAAACAAUUAUUUUUUUGUUGCUGAUUUGCUGUCAUUGAGCUGAAUGUACUUUUAUACUUAUUAAAUAUAUUGUACUUGUAAAUGUUGACCAAUGUAAAGGAAAUGAAACUAACCAUGCCCAAGUUCAUAGAGAUUCUUGUCAGUUCCAUGCAAGCUGUUCCAAAAACCAUAUUUUAUUCCUAUAAAUUACAAAUAUGUUCCAUUGAUUUGCUGGUAUCCACCCUCAAAAAUGUGUCAAACUGGUCAUGAGAUUUUUUGUUUACUGAUUCUCUAAAAUGUUUGCUCACUGAUUUCAAAUUGAUCAGUUUUUUUCUCUGUUUGCUUUAGUUUUGAUUCAAUUGGCAUUUUGAUAUUCUAAUAUCAUGUUGUAUUUUAUACACAUUCUUGAUAUGUUUUCACCUGAUCCCAGUUUAACUUUGACCUUUGCAUAUUUACAUUUUCUCCAAUGUUGUCCAAGUGAGCUUGUCAUAGUUGACUGAUUUUCACAUAUUUGAAAACUUGGGCAGCAGUGCAGUGCAGCAUAUCACAUAACCUAUUGUUGUUUCCUGUGUCUGCAGUUGUCUAAAACAGCAUAACUGACAUGAUUUUACAACACAGUUACUUUUGGGCUAUUUUCUCUCACUCUAUCAUCUACUAAAGCAUACUACACACUAGGCCUGUCGUGAAAAUUAUCGCACACUAAAAUUUGUUAUCUCAAACUAUUGCGAUAUGCGAUAUUAUUCCCCCCCCCCCCCCCCCCCAAUUUUUUUUUCUAACCAAUUUACAAUAACAAAGUGGGAAUACAGUAUAUUAAUAGAUCAAGUACACCCAUUUAUGCGAUAAAUGUUUACUCUUAAAUUCAAAAAUACUUUUUAAGAAAUCACAACUAAAAAUAGACCAUGCCUCUUAAGUAAAAGACAACAAUAUUAAUACCACACAGAAACAUAGAAUAAAUGUGUUUUUCAAGAAAAAAAUUAAAAUUCCUCUUAAUAACUCAAGCAUUUAUGCCAAUGAAAACUUUUCCCCUAAUAGGUUCUGCUAUGGUUUUCCAUAGGGAUGCAACGAUGCAGUUAGCUCACGGUUCGGUACGAUUUUCGAUACGGGGGACACGAUUUUCGAUUUGAUUCAAUACAUUUAAUGCUCUGGACAAAAAAAAAAAAAAAAGUUUUUUGUUUCGUUUUUUUUUUUUUUUUUUUUUUU
Messenger RNA from Corythoichthys intestinalis (scribbled pipefish), 2385 nucleotides. It is a transcript of the gene dhrs12, whose product is annotated as dehydrogenase/reductase (SDR family) member 12. Bases 117 to 1073 code for a protein of 318 amino acids. The transcript is spliced from 10 exons. The record is from RefSeq and is a predicted model, not a curated record. Lineage: Eukaryota; Metazoa; Chordata; Actinopteri; Syngnathiformes; Syngnathidae.